GAACGAACACCCGUUUUCUCACCAAACGUCUCGUGAGAAAGCUCCAUAGAGUAAGUAACCCGAAGGCACCAUUACGCAGCUGUGCAUGCCAGCACACAGGAACUAUUGGAUAGAAACCCAAUUAAGUUUUGUUAAAGCUUGAUCCCAUGCCGAUAUCCUCCCUCACCUUCACUAUGAUGCCUCGACCUGCAGAUCUUGCGAGACUUUCAUGUCACGGCAACUCUAAAAGCCUCUCGGGACUCUCAAGACGUCUCAAGAGCGCCAAGGAAGCUUACUUGACUGGUACCCAAGCUCGCAAAAGGAAGAUCCCUCAAGUUGAACCCCAACCCACGACGAUAUCUCUUAAAUAUCUCAUAACCUCUUUGUGAGCUCUCUACCUACGAGCGCAUUCUUUCCCAAACCGUCACCCAACCUCAAACAACCGACACCACCACCACAACAACUUCAGCAAGAUGGAGGCUGCAGGAGCAAUCGACGAUAGGAGGAUCAAGCAAAGCUUCAUCCUCGCAACCCUCAUAUCUACCAUUGCCGGCACCUUCACCACCGGCGUAAACCUGUUCGAUCGGGUUGGGGAAGCCAGAAGGCAACGGAGACAGCGCAAGAUGGACAGGGGCCAAAACCGAAGGAUCAAGGAGCUGGAACAGCGACUGGAUGAGGCUGUGAAGAGCAAGUCCGAGGUCGAGGAGCGCCAGAAUUCUCGAAAUAGAAACCAAAGGGAGGGAGACGAAGAAGAUCUAAGAGACUCCCUUCGGCGUGGCGGUCCGUUGGUUCAAGGGCAGUAUGAUCAGCUUUACUCGAGAAUGGGGCCUCAGUUUGCUCAGGGUGACUUGCUCGCCCAAACCCAACUUCAAGGCCAAAUCAUCACCCUCCAAGGCACCGUCAUCAAAAUGCUUGAAGAAGCCCUCUACACCGGCGAGCCCCCAGACAUGCGCAAGCUCUACAACGCCUCAGAGUUUGCCCGGGAAGGCAGCAUGCGCGCUCUCCGCGACCAGUACCAGCGUCUUCUCCAAUCCGCCCCCAUAGACCGGGCUCUUCCCGCUCCAGGACCCGGUCCAGCCCCAUCCUACCGUUCCAACCGAAGCCAAAGCCGCCCCAUCGCUCCUGUCCGGCGCACCUCCUCGACCCCUUCCCUCCGAGACUACUACAACACCAGCGACUACGACACCUCCUACCGCCCCACCACCACCCACACUCGCGCCCGCGGCACCCGCGGCACUGGAGGCUCCGUCGCCCACUCGCACCACUCCCACUCCCACUCCCAGUCUCACUCCCACUCGCGCUCCCCUUCCCUGCACUCAUCAAAUGGAAUCCCCAAGCAACUGACCUACCACAACUCCAUCUACUGCCAAUACGCCACCUACCUGCAACAAUCCGGGCAACCACUGGACUCCUCACUGGCCUCCUCGGGCGUCUGCCCCGACUGCCACGCGCACUUGUUCGACCCCGUCGAAGUCGUGCAGCGGGGACCGUGGAGGGUCGAUAAGGAAGUCGUGACGCACAACGAGCGGACGGGUCAAGAAGAUGUGGAGUACAGGAGUUAUCUGUUGACGACGAGGUUUUUCGUCAAGUGUCAUCGGGGAGGGGGCGGGUUUGCGUGUUAUCUGUGCUCAAAGUAUCGGGAGAGGGAUACGGUUUGUAAGAGGGAGGAAAGUCUGGUGGAUCAUGUGGGGGAGAAACACUCGAUUGGGGAGUAUGCGGAAGAUGGGGAUGUGAGGGAUGUUACGAGGUAGUACGUUUCUUUUCUCUGAGCUAACGUUUUGUUUUGUUUUUCCUUGUCACGACUUUGUUAUGGUUGCAUCGAGCGUUACGAAUUUAUGAGGCAUGAUAUCACAUGGCAGAAAUUAUCAGGACAUACGAUAGAAUGAUAAAUGAUGAGAGAGUAGAUGGUUUUUUUUUUUUUUUGCAUUUUGAGUUGAGUCUCUCUGUAUCUGUACCAAAUCAUAUCUCCUCCGCUUAAUUAUCCCUUCAAUAGGUAUCUAAAAACUUUAAAGCCUGGGGUAUCUCUCCAAGCUGUGGUAUCCAAUGAAAAAGAACAAGAAAAAAAAUCAAAAGAAAUCUGUAUCAUAGACAGAUAGAUGUCUGCAUGCCUUUGUUUCCUCCAUCAUUCUACGCAUGCCAUGUGUUGCCAUCCGACUCUAUCGGAUCAAGUGAACCAAAAAGCAGAUCAUCCAA
Messenger RNA from Neurospora crassa OR74A, 2172 nucleotides. RefSeq lists its product as hypothetical. The transcript is spliced from 2 exons. The record is from RefSeq and is a predicted model, not a curated record. The coding region runs from base 453 to 1730 and encodes 425 amino acids. Lineage: Eukaryota; Fungi; Ascomycota; Sordariomycetes; Sordariales; Sordariaceae.